Messenger RNA from Diorhabda sublineata, 1848 nucleotides. Its product is annotated as protein peste-like. The transcript is spliced from 7 exons. Gene Ontology annotation, molecular function: scavenger receptor activity. NCBI's taxonomy places the organism in Eukaryota, Metazoa, Arthropoda, Insecta, Coleoptera, Chrysomelidae. The record is from RefSeq and is a predicted model, not a curated record. Gene Ontology annotation, cellular component: cytoplasm; membrane. The coding region runs from base 293 to 1807 and encodes 504 amino acids.
ACUCAUUGAUAUUAAAACAUUGAAAUUAUCAGCUCUUGGGACAUAUUCUGAUACGAUAUCAAAUUAUUAAUAAUUAGAAUGAAAAUAGAGUAUUCAGUACUGUGUUGUUAGUGAUUUCAAAAUAAAACAUCAUUCCUCUUUUGAGGAAUUAUAAAAAUUGGUAGUAACUCACAUGGUGCAAUAUAAUUUUGUUGUGUUAAGUGUUAAUUACAAGAGCUAAACUAUGUUCAACUUAUUUAGUGAAGUAGAAACUAGGGACAAGAAAUUCUAACUUUUAAAAGAAAAUAACUGGAUGAUGCCAAGAGGUCCAGUAAUGCAAAAAACUCACUGCGGUAAAAUCUGUCUCCUUUUUUCGGGAAUACUCGUGGUCUGUUUCGGCAGCUGUAUCCUCAUAUUUUUCGAAUCGAUAUACGAUUCCAUACUCAACUACGGAUUGCAAUUCAAUCCAUCUUCUCAAGCUUACCAAGGAUGGUAUAAGAGCCCUCCGAUUCCCACAUAUUUUUAUUUAUUUAAUUGGACGAAUCCCGAAAAGAUAAAUGAUGUUUCGGUUAAGCCGGAAUUCGAGGAAAAUGGACCUUAUAGGUUCUACGAAAUAAGAGGAAAGAGUAAUGUCAGUUGGUUUGAUCACUAUGUGAAAUAUAAGUCUUAUACUAGCACGUUCUUCGAUGAAACGAAGAAGAGUGGAAAUUUAAGCGAUGUGAUCAAUUCUGUUAAUACUGUAGCUUUGGCUGUAGGUUAUCAGGCUAGAUUUCAAAAUUUUUGGACUAAGAAAAUGAUGUCUCUUGGACUAUCAUCGAAAAGUGUGAAAUUAUAUGUAACAAAACCGGUCCGUGAACUGCUUUUCGAUGGAUACGAAGAUCCCGUUUUAGGUUUGCUUUCGAAACUACCAUUUUUUGGUGCACCUGAUAAAGGUGGAUUUUUUUACGGGAGAAAUGGUACUAUUGGUUUAGACGGUACAUACAACAUGCAUUUCAAAAAUGACGAUCGAUUCGGGGAGGUUUUAUUAUGGAAUAACAAAAAUCAAACAGAUUUUUUUAACGGUGAAUGUAACAGUAUAAAAGGAUCUUCUGGGGAGUUUUUUCCUCUAAAUAGAAAAAAAGACAGAAUAAUGAUUUUUUCUUCGGAAAUGUGUAAAUCUUUGGUAUUAUAUUAUACAGAAGAAGUUAUGAUAAAAGGAGUACUCGGAUAUAAAUAUUCGGCUGAAUAUGGUUUUGAUAAUGGGACUGUUUAUCCCGAAAAUUACUGUUACUGCAACGGCGAAUGCAUUCCUACAGGAGUAUUUAACGUAUCGAGUUGUCGAAUGAAUUCACCGACGUUUUUAUCCUUUCCACAUUUUUUUAACGCGGAUCCCGUUUAUAGGGAUUCGGUAAAAGGAAUGAAACCCAACAGGACUCUCCAUGAAUUUUACAUGAUUCUUGAACCGAAAUCUGGUAUUGUUAUGGAAGUACAAGGAGGUAUACAGUUAAAUAUGUUACUUCAACCGGUUUCCAGUAUAAGAUUGUACAAUAAAGUACCUAGAAUUUUUCUGCCAAUAUUCUACAUAGUCCAUAAGGUAGAACUUAGUGACGAAAUAGCAGCGGGAUUAAGACUGAUACAGAACUUACCAACUUAUAGCUACUACAUGUCUUAUACACUCAUAAGCACGGGACUUAUCUGCAUUUUUGGUGUUAUAGUUUUAUUGUUCUGUCGAUACAAGGCAUCCAAUUUAACAAAAAUGAAAAUAAAUCGCGAAAUAAUUCCAGUGAAAAAGAUUAUUAUUUAUGAACAAGUGCCUUUAAAAGAAAAAUCUGAUAUUACUUGGACGUGAUAAUUUUAUUGUUAUAUUUUAAUAAAGUUUUUUUAUAUAAA